UGCCAUGUGCAAGAAUAAUCAUUUUCAUAUUAAAUCAUUUGUCUAGUAUAAUCAGUGUCUUUAAUAAAAGGAUCUGCAUGUGCUGACUCAGUCCCACACCAAUGUUUUUAGGUUUUGUAAACUCCAUUGACAAAUUCAAGUUCACUAAUGUAUGUUUACAGGAUAGAUGGCAGCUGUAGACAUGUAGUAGCCACACUGUUUGAGGUCAAUGACUUCCUGAAUGAUGAAUCAAAGACCACCUGUACAUCUAAACCCUGCACAUGGAAAAGGAGAGCCUGUGAAGCAGACAAAUUAUCCCAGCCUAUUCCUGCUGCUGUCCUAGAUACAUCUGUAUUAUCUUCAUCAAGCUGCCAGACAACAAGACCAAACUAUUGUCCUUUGGCUGAGGAUGUUCCUAAACCAGAUCCAGAUGUGUUUUUGAAGCAGUUACAGACAUUGUGUCCAAAUGCAUGCCUAGUAAAAUCUGUUUUUAAAACAACAGCUGCCUUAAUUGCUCAGCCUGCUCUAACAGUAAUAACACCAAUGCAAAAGUUAGCAUCAUUUGUUUCUUCACAUACAUGUAUUACUGAUACUUGCUCAUGUGCUACCAUAUUUUUGUAUUAUCAUUUACCUUACACUCCUGAGCAAUGUUCAGAAAUUGAAGAAAUAACCAGAGGUCAAUGUAAAAAUAACAACUGGCAUGUUUUAAGAAAAGGCAUUCUAACCUCCUCGACUUUUCACCAGAUUUGUUGUUCUACUGAUAUUACUAAGACCGCACAAAGUUUGAUCAAGCCUGGGUUAGAUGAAUCACGCUUGCCACUAGCUAUCUCAUUUGGAAGAAUGUAUGAAUCUAAGGCUAGAAAUAUGUUCCUUAAAGCUCAUAGAUUUAAACACAGACAUUGUAGUGUUGAUGUACCUGGUCUUAUUUUGUCUGAGGAUGGUUUAUUCCCUGGUCUGGCUUGUUCACCUGAUGGUAUUGUUACAUGCAAGAUAUGUGGCCAGUUUCUUAUUGAAAUAAAGUGUUCAUUCAAAUACAAAUGCUUCCAUCCAAAUAAUGCACUGAAACUUUCAGGUAUUUGUAUUGAAAAAGAUGGUGACAUAUUUCUAAAAAAGUCUCACAAGUACUAUUAUCAAAUACUGGGUCAGAUGGCAAUGACUGGCAUUACCAAAGCAUUCCUUGUACUUUACACACAUAAAGGGAUAGCUACUGUUAGUGUAGACUUUGAUAAAGAUUUUUGGGACUCUGUUAGAAAUAAAUUAAUUUCAUUUUACAGAGAUAGUUAUUUUCAAGUUUUAAAAGCAACAAUUGUGUAGUUUCAUCUCAGCAAUUAUUUCUUUAACUUUCUACUGUUGUCAAUGACAAAAUGUAGUGUUGAAUAAUGUUUUUAGGGUAUACUCUAUGAUUACAGGUCUAAUGCUCUGUUCAUGAAUUAAGUCAUUUUAUAGACCAUAACUGGAAAUGAGUCACUGAACCAAGUAGGAUAAACAUUUAUGCUUAGUACUGGUAAACAGUUUGGGUGACAGAAGCCUGGACUUUGCCAGUAAUUGUGGGUAGGUUUACUGACUACCAUGGUAUUGAAUAAAACACCAAAACAAACAAAGAAAACAUUAUUCUCGUUCAGCCAUGUUGUUUUAUUUUUCUCAUUAACAGGUUUGUUUCAAUGUAUAAGUCACAAGAUGUUACAUACAUACUAAGAG
Messenger RNA from Ruditapes philippinarum (Manila clam), 1677 nucleotides. RefSeq lists its product as uncharacterized. The record is from RefSeq and is a predicted model, not a curated record. Lineage: Eukaryota; Metazoa; Mollusca; Bivalvia; Venerida; Veneridae. The transcript is spliced from 2 exons. The coding region runs from base 148 to 1293 and encodes 381 amino acids.